UUUUUCCUUCCAGUUUUUGAGUAGAUUCAGCAGCGGCGGCCGCAUGCUGGAUCCGCUCCUGAGUCAGCAGGGUGAUGAGGUAGUCCAGUUUCUGGCUGAGCUCAUCGCUAGGACGGACACUCUGACUGCUCACCACGGGCUGGUAUCCAGUUGUGGCCGCUGUUGGUGGCACCGAAUGCCAUACUUGCCUCCCAGGAAGAGGCUGGGAAUGACUCGCUGGUUGCCGUGUGCGGAGUGCAUCGGCAUAACUGCUCGUUUGAGCUGGAGGAGCAGGAGCUCUUGCGCCAGAGCGCGCUCGCCGGCGGCUAGGUUGCUGCAGUGCUGGAAAUCCCUGCUGGUUCAUGACGGGUGGCUGGCGGGGACGCCGCAAACCCUGAGUGGCGGGGAAGACAAGAAGCAUCGGCCGGCAUAGCAAAAC
Molecule: messenger RNA, 418 nt
Organism: Drosophila persimilis
Lineage: Eukaryota; Metazoa; Arthropoda; Insecta; Diptera; Drosophilidae
Exons: 2
Coding region: 44-412 (122 amino acids)
Source: RefSeq, a predicted model, not a curated record